CCAAGACGCCCUGUGAGGAAGUGGCCUUUACCUGAGACCCUCAGGCCAGCACAGAGCUAAUGUGCCUGGAACUUGCAUUUUUGGACCAGCCUCCAGAAACCUGGGGAUUUCCACCAGGGCAGUGAGCACCCCCCGCCGAGAAUUGUCGGCUGCCUCAGGGUGCCAGGGAACACAAGCAAGUCACCAGCUGUGACUGUGCCCCAAAGUCCCCAGGGAGGAGGAGGAGGAAGCCCGCAGGAAGCAGCCCAAGAAUGACUGGACACUCCUCCAGCCUUCAGUCACCAUCCAGGGGAUUUUUUGCACCACAGAGGGUAAUUCCUGCCGCAUCCCUGCUGUGACUCAGCUGUGACGUUGAACCACACAAGCCAGUGAAAAGAUAAAGUGUUCAGACUCCUGCUCACCAGAGAGAACUCACUUCUUCUGUCAGCACAGACUUUACAGGGCCGGUCCCCACCCCAGAGGAGCUUUGCCGGGCCCCGCCCUGGCCAGCCUGGGACCCCAGGAUGGCCUCCGGCUCCUCCAGCAGCCCCCGCCCGGCCCCUGAUGAGAACGAGUUUCCCUUUGGGUGGCCCCCCACCGCCUGCCCGGACCCACCAGAGCCCAGGGCCCUCUGCUGUGCCGCCUGUCUCUCUGAGAACGUGAGGAGCGGCGAGGAUCGGAGGUGCCCCAAAUGCAGAGGGGAGGACCCCCAGUCUGUGAGCCCAAGAAGCCUUCUGUCUCAGGAGAAGGAUCACCCCAAGGUGGCUGAGGCUGAAGUUGGGUGCCCCUUUGCUGGUGUUGGCUGCUCCUACAAGGGGAGCCCAAAACUCAUGCAGGAGCACGAGGUCUCCUCCCAGACCACUCACCUAAACCUGCUGUUGGCUUUCAUGAAACAGUGGAAGGCCCAGCUGGGCUCCGGCCUGGGCUCUGGGCCCUUGGCCCUGGAGCGGAAUCUGUCAGACCUGCAGCUCCAGGCAGCCGUGGAGGUGGCUGGGGACCUGGAAGUUGACUGCUACCGGGCACCCUGCUCUGACAGCCAGGAGGAGCUGACCCUGCAGCACUUAAUGAAAGAGAAGCUCCUGGCUGAGCUAGAGGAGAAGUUGCGUGUGUUCGAGAACAUUGUCGCUGUCCUCAACAAGGAGGUGGAGGCCUCCCACCUGGCAUUAGCAGCCUCCAUCCACCAGAGCCAGCUGGACCGUGAGCACAUCCUGAGCCUGGAGCAAAGGGUGAUGGAGUUGCAGCAGACCCUGGCCCAGAAAGACCAGGCCCUGGGCAAGCUGGAGCAGAGCCUCCGCCUCAUGGAGGAGGCCUCCUUCGAUGGCACCUUCCUCUGGAAGAUCACCAAUGUCACCAGGCGCUGCCAUGAGUCAGCCUGUGGCCGGACCAUCAGCCUUUUCUCUCCAGCUUUCUACACUGCCAAGUACGGCUACAAGCUCUGCCUGCGGCUCUACCUGAAUGGGGACGGGACGGGGAAGAGGACCCACCUGUCCCUCUUCAUCGUGAUCAUGAGAGGGGAGUACGAUGCUCUGCUGCCCUGGCCUUUUCGGAACAAGGUUACCUUCAUGCUGCUCGACCAGAACAACCGCGAGCACGCCAUCGACGCCUUCCGGCCCGACCUGAGCUCCGCGUCCUUCCAGCGGCCCCAGAGUGAGACCAACGUGGCCAGUGGCUGUCCGCUCUUCUUCCCCCUCAGCAGGCUGCAGUCGCCCAGGCACGCCUACGUGAAGGAUGACACCAUGUUCCUCAAGUGCAUCGUGGAGACGAGCACCUAGGGGGGCAGGGCUGUCCCAGCCACACCGACUCCUGAGCGAGGACCCCUGGGGAGUUAGUACGAUGACUGAGGUCCUGCCCUUGGUGCCCAAGACCCCAGGACACAACGUUGGGCAGGGCUGGCAAGAUCUGAGCGGGACUGACAGACUGACCAUGGCUGGCCAUCAGCUUAGGCGGCGGGGCCUUGGGCUGCGGCCACAAGUGCGGCAGGAUCAUUGUUGCCCUCUGCACUGACCACGCAACCCUGGAGGCCUGGGAGCCACUCCAGCCCCGAAGGUUGAGGCGGACUGUGAGCAAGGGAGGGAGGGACUAGGGCCCAGGUCUGCAGUGUGGAGGGUGGGCGUAGGUGAGCUCUCCAGACAGGAAGAUCUCAGCCCUGGGCAGGGAAGCCGUCAAGUUGGGGCUUGGAUUGAAGACCUUCACGUUUCUUCCAGUCCAGAACAUCUCCAGUUCUGGGCCUCUCGCCCAGAAGAGGCCUAGGAUUUGCAGGGGGUUCUGGAAACAUCUAGGAGCCUCAUGCCUGCCUGGCUCCUGACCCUUCUUCAAUACUCCAGGUGGGCCCAGCUGGCAGCUCCGGUCCCUGCCACGUGGGGGCCACGCAGGCCCUGCGUCCAGCGCCCAUGCCCACAGGAGCCCCUUCACCUCCUCGGGGUGCAAACAGGUGGCUCAGCUCCCAGGAGCAGCGAGCAGAAAUGUGGAGAAGGAGGGGCCAUGGACGCUCUGCUCUCCUUCCCUUGGUGGCCUUGCCACCUUUGCACUUCCCUGCAUCUCACAUCACCUCACUAAGCAAAGUAUUUCCUUCUUUCAGUUGACUGAUCGGGGCCUCCGAGCCACUGAGCAGAGGUUGUCCUUUUAAAUAUGUAUAAAACAAGACAAAGAGAUUUUUGUA
Suricata suricatta (meerkat) is the source of this 2638-nucleotide messenger RNA. RefSeq names its product TNF receptor associated factor 1 (gene TRAF1). The record is from RefSeq and is a predicted model, not a curated record. NCBI's taxonomy places the organism in Eukaryota, Metazoa, Chordata, Mammalia, Carnivora, Herpestidae. The coding region runs from base 504 to 1751 and encodes 415 amino acids. The transcript has 8 exons. Gene Ontology annotation, molecular function: tumor necrosis factor receptor binding; ubiquitin protein ligase binding; zinc ion binding. Gene Ontology annotation, cellular component: cytoplasmic side of plasma membrane; plasma membrane signaling receptor complex. Gene Ontology annotation, biological process: tumor necrosis factor-mediated signaling pathway; protein K63-linked ubiquitination; positive regulation of JNK cascade.